Cryptococcus wingfieldii CBS 7118 is the source of this 762-nucleotide messenger RNA. RefSeq names its product mps1 binder. The record is from RefSeq and is a predicted model, not a curated record. Gene Ontology annotation, molecular function: protein kinase activator activity. Gene Ontology annotation, biological process: cell division; signal transduction; positive regulation of protein phosphorylation. Gene Ontology annotation, cellular component: cytoplasm; nucleus. The transcript is spliced from 5 exons. Bases 1 to 762 code for a protein of 253 amino acids. NCBI's taxonomy places the organism in Eukaryota, Fungi, Basidiomycota, Tremellomycetes, Tremellales, Cryptococcaceae.
AUGUCCGGCUUCCUCAACUCCAUCGGUCGUCUCCGAGCCCCCAAGCGGUCGCCCACCAACACCCCCACCCAGCAAGGCUUCUUCGACCCUCUCCCUUCGCCUGGUGUUGAGACCACCCAACAGAACUCUCAGCAGCCCCCCUCACCUGGCCCCAAGCCAUUGUACCUGUGUCAGCCGUUCGUCAAGGCUGCGUUGGUGAAGGGAAGCUUCAAGACUAUCGUCGCACCACCCAAAUACGUCGACGUGAAUGAAUGGGUCGCUAUCAACUUGUUUGACUUUUACCACAACUUGAACCAGUUCUAUGGUGUUCUCACCGAAUUCUGCACUAUUCACAAUUGUCCCACAAUGUCGGGUGGUCGAACUCUCAACUUUCUCUGGCCGGACCAGAAUCAGCGACUGGUGUCCUUACCAGCCCCCACCUACAUUGACUUUGUCAUGAGCUGGCUGCAGAAGCUUUUGGACGACGAGAACGUCUUCCCUACUAAAUCAUCCAAACCCUUCGACCACUCCUUCGCCUACACCGCUAAACACAUCUACAAGCACCUCUUCCGCAUCUUCGCCCACCUCUACCACGCUCACUUUGAGCAGAUCCUCCACCUUUCCAUUGAGGCACAUUUCAACUCGCUUUUCGCCCACUUUUUGGCAUUCGGAAAGGAGUUUGAUCUGUUGGUGAUGAAGGAUCUGAUGACUACCCAAGGAAUGGGACAGGGUGUGGCAGAGCUGAGCGAGAAAUGGAGGCAGAUGGGAAUCCUGGAGACAUGA